Molecule: messenger RNA, 4074 nt
Organism: Nelumbo nucifera (sacred lotus)
Lineage: Eukaryota; Viridiplantae; Streptophyta; Magnoliopsida; Proteales; Nelumbonaceae
Product: putative boron transporter 2
Biological process (GO): monoatomic anion transport; monoatomic ion homeostasis; transmembrane transport
Cellular component (GO): plasma membrane
Molecular function (GO): solute:inorganic anion antiporter activity
Source: RefSeq, a predicted model, not a curated record
AAUACCUGAUGACGGCGCCGCCAGUUUGACGGAGAGAAACUCCACAGCACAACCGAAACGUUUCGGGAUUGGCGUUCUGUUUGAGCCCGAUGGAGGUUUUGAAAUGACGGGAAGGUGGUUUGAACAUCAUUUUUCUGCCAUCAUUUUGAUGAUGGGAGAGAGAGACCGGAGGGGGAGGGGGAGGUCUGAGAACUUCAACGAACAAGAAGGUUUUUUGAACUAUGCUGGUGUUGAGAUGAACGGGAUGAGGGUAAUAUUGGGUUUCAAAAAAUUUUAAUAGGUUACGUGGGGUCGAGCAUACGUUAAUGGUAAUGAUAGAGAAUAAUUAAGGAUAGUUUAAUUAAACAGUAAAGUUAGUCAAUUAAGACAUUUACUCUUUUUUUCUCAGCAUUGUAUAUUUGUAUGAGCUAUAUAUCCUUAGUCACCAUACACUCAUACACAACCAAACUUCUGUUUCAGACUUUCAGUUCUUCUGUUCCGUUCUUGAGCAUUUCCGGAUCUUUCUGGUUCUCUUUGCCUCUCUCAUUUGCAACCUCUAAUAUCGUUCCUGUUGCACGUGAAUCUUCUGAAUUUCUGUGCGUUGCAUCCUUUUCUUCUUCUUCUUCUUCUUUCCUUUGCUAGUUUUGAACUGCUUAUUUAUUAGUAGGGCCUUCUUCUAAAUAAUGUAAUCUUGGAGGUCUUAGUUCUUUGAUGCCCAUUUGCACUAAGCUGUUGUAAAUCACCUCGAGUUAGUCUACGGUCAUGGAUCCUCGCUAAUUUCUCAGCAUCUGCUCUGUUGCUUCAAGCUUUUGUAGUUUUUCAAGGUUUUCCGUUUCGAUUAGGUAAUGCCCAUUUGCUUCAAAUUGUUCUAACCAGUCCUAAUAUCACUUUACAAGCAUGGGUUUUCGUUAGUUUCUCAGUUCCUAAUCUAUAGACACCUGAGUUCCUGUCUGAGUAGAAUCAAGUUACUUCGAACGUGUAGAAGUUAGGCCAUGUAAUCUGUCACUCAGGUUCUGAUGUAUACCUGUUCUUUUGGUGCUCAGUUAAUGUGUAGCAAGUAGCAACCUUUCUGAUAGUUGAAAACAGGGAGGUAAUGGAUCUGAGUUCUGUCAAAGCCAUCCGUUAGUUGAGUUCCUCGUACAUGGAGAGCGUUUGUCUAUUUCGUUAAUUAUCAUUUUCCGUCGGAACUCCUAAUGGACUCUUCUCGCUAGCCACGAACCGCAGUUAUUUGCAGAUAUAGGAUUCAAAUAAGGAGGGGAUCGCAAAACCUAUUUAUUCUUUGAGUUCAGCUCAUUUAAAUUCAUUUUUUCUUAAUAGCAAAAUACAGAAUCCAUUCUUUUGUAUUCUUUGAUAUGUAAUAUUCUACAGUUGCAGAGUUUUUCAUGGCCCAAUUCGAGGGUCAGUUAUACAUUGAGAAUGAAAUGAACUCUUACAUUUUCCUUUUCUUCCAAAAUCUUUUGAUGACCAAGAGUUCACUACCUUAGCUGAUGUUAAUUUAGGUAUCAUACUGACCUCUCGAGUCUCUUAAAUCUACCAUUCUGUGUUUAGUAUCUUUUUUGUGUCUCGUCUGUUGUCCCAGCAAGUUGUCUGUCAAAGAAAAAAGAGAGGGGGAAAAGAAGUAUACUACUUCUUUCUCACAACAUUAAUCAUGGAAGAAACGUUUGUGCCCUUCCGUGGCGUAAAAAAUGAUCUUGAAGGCAGACUGUUGUGCUACAAACAAGAUUGGAUGAGUGGUUUCCGUUCAGGUUACAGGAUCCUCGCUCCCACGACAUACAUAUUCUUUGCUUCAGCAAUUCCAGUCAUAUCUUUUGGAGAGCAACUGGAGAGAAAUACAAAUGGAGCUUUAACUGCAGUGCAAACACUGGCAUCAACGGCGUUAUGUGGCAUCGUACACUCUAUUAUUGGAGGACAGCCACUGCUUAUACUUGGAGCUGCCGAGCCAACUGUGCUGAUGUACACGUUCAUGUUCAACUUUGCCAAGGACAGGCCAGAUUUGGGGCAGAAGUUCUUUUUGGCCUGGACAGGAUGGGUUUGUGUUUGGACAGCACUCCUGCUCUUCUUGCUGGCUAUUCUGGGUGCAUGUUCUAUUAUCAAUAGGUUCACCCGUCUUGCUGGUGAACUUUUUGGCCUGCUAAUAGCAAUGCUCUUUAUGCAGCAGGCUAUUCGGGGAGUUGUCGAGGAGUUUGGCAUACCGAAGAGAGAAAAUCCUAAGCAGAUUGCUCUCUUACCAUCAUGGCGCUUUGGAAAUGGAAUGUUUGCACUGGUUUUGUCCUUUGGCCUUCUUCUUACUGCAUUAAGGAGCCGUAAAGCAAGAUCAUGGCGCUAUGGAACAGGUUGGCUACGGGGGUUCAUCGCCGAUUAUGGGGUCCCGCUUAUGGUGCUUGUAUGGACUGCUGUAUCUUACAUACCAGUUAAAGAUGUCCCCAAUGGGAUCCCAAGGCGUCUCUUCAGCCCAAAUCCAUGGUCUCCUGGUGCUUACUCAAAUUGGACAGUUAUUAAGGACAUGGCAAAUGUACCACUGUUAUAUAUUCUUGGAGCGUUUAUUCCAGCAACCAUGAUUGCUGUCCUCUACUACUUUGAUCACAGUGUGGCAUCUCAACUUGCUCAACAAAAGGAGUUCAAUCUUAAAAAGCCAUCUUCAUACCAUUAUGACCUUCUUCUUUUAGGUUUCUUGGUCAUAUUGUGUGGUCUUAUUGGCAUUCCUCCCUCUAAUGGCGUCAUUCCACAAUCUCCAAUGCAUACGAAGAGCUUAGCUACCUUAAAGCAUCAGCUGUUACGCAAUAAACUUGUUUCAACAGCUCGCAAAAGCAUCUGUGAAAAUUCAAGCUUGAGUCAACUGUAUGGGAACAUGCAAGAAGCAUAUAAUCAAAUGCAGACUCCAUUAGUUUAUCAAACUCCACCUGGUCUGGGGCUUAGGGAGUUAAAAGAAUCUACAAUACAACUAGCUGUAAGUACUGGACACAUUGAUGCCCCUGUUGAUGAGUCAGUGUUUGAUGUGGAGAAAGAAAUUGAUGACCUUUUACCCAUUGAGGUCAAAGAGCAGAGACUUAGCAAUUUGCUUCAGGCCAUGAUGGUUGGUGGCUGUAUUGCUGCCAUGCCUCUGCUGAAGAAGAUUCCAACUUCAGUUCUUUGGGGAUAUUUCGCUUUCAUGGCCAUUGAAAGCUUGCCAGGGAAUCAAUUUUGGGAGAGGAUAUUGUUGCUUUUCACUGCACCAAGUCGAAGAUACAAGGUGCUUGAGGAAUAUCAUGCAACCUUUGUGGAGACUGUGCCCUUUAAGACAAUCACUACCUUCACUCUAUUCCAGACAGUUUACUUGCUCAUGUGCUUUGGCAUAACAUGGAUUCCAAUUGCUGGGGUCCUUUUCCCAUUGUUGAUUAUGCUACUAGUCCCAGUGCGACAAUACAUACUCUCUAAAUUUUUCAAAGUAGUCCAUCUUCAAAACUUAGAUGCAGCAGAAUAUGAAGAAGUCCCAGCUAUAACUUGUAAUAUUUCGCUUGAUGACCAAGAUGCUCAUACAAGAAAUGAUCAUACAAAUGGUGGGGAAGUUUUAGAUGGUAUCGUGACAAGAAGCCGUGGUGAGGUCCGUCAUAUAUACAGUCCAAAAGUAACAAGUUCGACUCCAUCUUCACAAGAUGGAAUAAGGCCCGUGUACAGCCCACGGGUGCCACAUAGGGCAUGCAGUCUCCAUGAGAGUGAACUAAGGGCAGAGCGAAGUCCAAGGUUCAGUUUUAAGUGUCCAGAUGCAAAGAAAACUCCUAGUCCUUAGCCAUUAGUGCUUGGUAAUGACUCUCAUGGUUCAACAUCAGUAUAAAAUCUAGAUACUUAGUCCAGGUAUGUUGUCAGUGAUGCUCGAGAGGUCUCCUUUUAAGCUAAUAUAACUUAGGUGUUAUCUCAUAAAUUAGUUGCUUUUCAUUUUGUGAGCUGUGACAAAAACAUAUGCCAUUCAGGUAGUACUGCCCCCUCUUGUGAGUUUUAUCUCCAAAAUAUAGUUUUUAAGGACAAAAAUAUAAUGAGAAAUUUGUUUCCAUUUCCUUAACAUUUGGCUAAAAAUGGUCCUCUUUUUCAUAUGUAUGCAUGAAGAGACUUGGUUCUUCU